AAGCCUCCACAGACCUCCUCUUAAAUAUUGUCUACUCCCCCAAAGACAGCAAGAUGAAGACCAAAGGCUUAGCUAUCUUGCUAGCCUUUCUGCACCUUCAGACCACCCCCAUCACUGGGCAGCUGCGUUCUGAGCUGUUCUCCAAUUUCAAUGGCUCUCUGGAUGACCAUGGAAUCUGCACAUGUUCGAUAGAAUUGCCAGACACAUCUUUUCCUGUUCAGAAGGUGGAAAAUUUGGAAAUCACAGCUCACGCUCUCACAGAGAAAUUUGAGAAAGAAUUGACUAAAGUAAAGGAGUAUACUAAAACGAUGCAGUUAUUUGAACAGAGACUCCUAAACCUAAGCAUGAGAAUUCAGGUCAUGGAAGAGUCCAGCAUUGCUUACAAUAAACUGGACUUUGAGUUGCUUAAAUUAGAAGUGAAUGAGAUGCAAAAACUGGUCACAGAAUUGAAAGCCAGUUUUGCUGGAAGCAAUGUCAUUAUUGACCAACUGGAGUUAGAGAUCAGGAAUAUGACUCUCCUGGUGCAGGAGUUGGAGUCACUAGACAAAAACAAUAUCCUUGCAAUCCGUCGGGAAAUUGUGACCCUGAAGAAUAGACUGAAGGAGUGUGAAGAGUUUAGAGGUCAAAACAAUACAGAUCCCUUUAUCCCACCUGGAAGCUGUGGUCAUGGAGGUGUGGUGAAUAUCAGCAAACCUUUCAUUGUUCAGCUAAACUGGAGAGGAGCUUCCUAUAUCUAUGGAGCUUGGGGGAAAGACUAUACCCCACAAGAUCCGGAGAAAACCCUCUACUGGGUGGCCCCCCUGAACACAGAUGGACGAUAUUUUGAGUAUUAUCGACUUUACAACUCUCUGGAUGACUUGCUGCUCUACCAACAAGCCCAAAACUUUCGAGUCCUGUACGGAGAAGGCAGUGGUAUGGUCGUUUACAACAACUUCAUGUACUUCAACUUUCGUUCCACAGGUGACAUUGCCAAGCUUGACUUAAACACCAAUGUUAUUACUCUGAGACGGACUCUUCCCAAUGCCGUUUAUAACAAUCGCUUUUCCUAUGCUGGUGUCAAUUGGCAAGAUAUAGACUUGUCUGUGGAUGAAAGUGGACUGUGGGCUAUCUAUUCAACUGAAGCCAGCGCUGGUAACAUUGUGAUUAGCAGAAUCAAUGACACUUCACUUGAGGUGCUAAACACUUGGCAAACCAUACAGUACAAGCCAUCUGUCAGCAAUGCUUUCAUUGUAUGUGGGGUUCUAUAUGCCAUUCGAACUAUGAACACCAGAAAGGAGGAGAUUUUUUACUACUAUGACACAAAUACUAAGAAAGAGGGCAGACUAAGUAUCAUCAUGGACAAAAAGCUAGAGAAAAUACAGAGUGUCAACUACAACCCCCUUGACCACAAGCUCUAUGUCUAUAAUGAUGGUUACCUUGUGACUUAUGAUCUUUCAUUUCAACAGUUACAAUGACUUUGAUAAAUAGGAGGGGAAGAGUUAAAUGGAACUUUUCCUAAAAAAGUGAAAUGUUCCCAUUUCUUCAUGUCCUAUUUAAUUAUAUUCCAAAUUGAGUUUGCUUAAUCUUUGGAUCAUUUGUAUCUUCAUUUUGUAUCUUCAAAAAUAUUUUAGGGGUUUGGGAUAGUAAUAUUUCCAGUGAAUCUUAUUCUUCCUAAAUCAGUGAGCAUUGGGUUAAGUACCUACUGUGUGCCAAACACUGUGCUGGCUGCUGACAAUAAAAAA
Molecule: messenger RNA, 1721 nt
Organism: Sarcophilus harrisii (Tasmanian devil)
Lineage: Eukaryota; Metazoa; Chordata; Mammalia; Dasyuromorphia; Dasyuridae
Gene: OLFM4
Product: olfactomedin 4
Exons: 5
Coding region: 54-1454 (466 amino acids)
Biological process (GO): signal transduction
Source: RefSeq, a predicted model, not a curated record